Molecule: messenger RNA, 1838 nt
Organism: Polypterus senegalus (gray bichir)
Lineage: Eukaryota; Metazoa; Chordata; Cladistia; Polypteriformes; Polypteridae
Gene: smu1a
Product: SMU1 DNA replication regulator and spliceosomal factor a
Exons: 12
Coding region: 91-1632 (513 amino acids)
Biological process (GO): mRNA splicing, via spliceosome
Cellular component (GO): precatalytic spliceosome
Molecular function (GO): protein binding
Source: RefSeq, a predicted model, not a curated record
GCGCGGCAUAGUCGCGUCACGUGACGAGGGCGACGCUCGCACGAGUGGGUAUAUUUUUCGUUUGGCUGAUUAAAGGGUUAUUUUCAGAAGAUGUCUUUGGAAAUUGAGUCGGCAGACGUUAUACGUCUGAUUAUGCAGUACCUGAAAGAAAACAAUUUGCAUCGCACAUUGGUCACACUGCAAGAAGAGACCACUGUUUCCUUGAACACAGUGGACAGUAUAGAAAGUUUUGUUGCUGAUAUUAACAGCGGUCACUGGGACACCGUCUUGCAAGCUAUACAGUCUCUCAAGCUACCCGACAAAACCCUCAUUGAUCUCUAUGAACAGGUCGUGUUGGAGCUAAUUGAACUCCGUGAACUUGGAGCUGCAAGGUCGCUGCUAAGGCAAACCGAUCCUAUGAUUAUGUUGAAACAGACUCAGCCAGAACGGUAUAUUCAUUUGGAAAAUCUCCUGGCGAGAUCUUAUUUUGAUCCUCGUGAGGCUUAUCCAGAUGGGAGCAGCAAAGAAAAGAGAAGAGUGGCCAUUGCCCAGGCGUUAGCUGGAGAAGUCAGUGUAGUACCUCCGUCUCGUCUCAUGGCUCUGCUUGCCCAGGCUUUGAAGUGGCAGCAGCAUCAGGGGCUCCUUCCACCAGGUAUGACCAUUGAUUUAUUUAGAGGUAAAGCAGCUGUCAAGGAUGUCGAAGAGGAGAAAUUCCCUACCCAGCUUAGCCGGCACAUUAAGUUUGGUCAAAAAUCCCAUGUUGAAUGUGCCAGAUUCUCUCCUGAUGGUCAGUAUUUGGUCACGGGGUCAGUGGAUGGAUUUAUAGAGGUGUGGAACUUUACUACAGGCAAAAUAAGAAAGGAUUUGAAAUACCAAGCUCAGGAUAACUUCAUGAUGAUGGAUGAUGCUGUACUCUGCAUAUGCUUCAGUCGUGACACUGAAAUGUUAGCUACUGGAGCUCAGGAUGGUAAAAUAAAGGUGUGGAAGAUUCAGAGUGGACAGUGCUUAAGGCGCUUUGAGCGAGCCCACAGCAAAGGUGUCACCUGUGUAAGUUUCUGCAAGGACAGCAGUCAGCUCCUUAGUGCCGCAUUUGACCAGACAAUCAGGGUUCAUGGCUUAAAAUCUGGAAAAACACUGAAGGAAUUCCGUGGUCAUUCUUCCUUUGUAAAUGAGGCAACCUUCACACAAGAUGGACAUUAUGUCAUAAGUGCCUCCUCUGAUGGCACAGUCAAGGUCUGGAAUAUGAAGACCACAGAGUGCACCAACACCUUCAAGUCUCUGGGUGCGACAGCUGGUAGUGACAUCACUGUGAAUAAUGUUAUCUUGCUACCCAAGAAUCCUGAACAUUUUGUAGUGUGUAACAGAUCCAACACUGUCGUCAUUAUGAACAUGCAAGGGCAGAUUGUAAGAAGCUUCAGCUCUGGUAAGAGAGAAGGUGGUGACUUUGUGUGCUGCACUCUGUCUCCUCGAGGAGAAUGGAUCUACUGCGUUGGAGAAGACUUUGUGUUGUACUGCUUUAGCACCGUAACAGGCAAACUGGAGAGAACUUUGACGGUGCACGAAAAAGACGUCAUUGGCAUUGCCCACCACCCACACCAGAACAUGAUUGCCACUUACAGUGAAGAUGGCCUGCUAAAACUUUGGAAACCCUAAACCUUUGAUUUAAAGGACUGAACUUUUUAAUUUUUAUGUCCGGAUGGGACAUUAGUGAAAUCUCUUUUCAUAUCAUUUAUUUUAUAGUAGUUUUGUUUUUGUGUAUUGUGAUUUUUUUUUUUUUUUUUUCCACUAACUUUUGUGCUCUUUAUUUUCCAGAUUUUUGUGUCUGGUAAUAAAUGGAGUCUAUCCAAGUGUGUUCAGGA